Messenger RNA from Bipolaris maydis ATCC 48331, 1249 nucleotides. RefSeq lists its product as uncharacterized. The record is from RefSeq and is a predicted model, not a curated record. Lineage: Eukaryota; Fungi; Ascomycota; Dothideomycetes; Pleosporales; Pleosporaceae.
AGCCCUCACAUCUUUACUACCAACCCACUUUUCUCCUGAUACAUUCAAACCAACAAACAAUCAACCAACCAUGGGUUCCAUGCCAAUCGCCAUGCGCACCUGGCUCUCAGUCGAGUCCUGGGGCCCCGACCGCCUCGACGUCGUCGGCAUCGGCAAGGACGACCAAAUGUACCGCAAGCGAUUCGACCGGAGCCAGGACGGAUGGAAGCCGUCUAUCGAUGGCGCAUGGGAGCCACUCACCGGCAAAUUCAUGCAAAUCCCCGGGGCCAUCUCGUGGAGCCACGGCCGGCUCGACAUCUUCGGUAUCGGGCUGGACAGACACUUGUACCGCAAGACGUGGGGCAACCACCGCAAGACCGGUGGAUCGUGGAUCAACAGCGACUGGCAGCGUACCGGCGGCGAGUUCAAGAGCCAGCCUGUGCCUGUGUCUUGGGGCAAUGGACGCAUCGACAUCUUUGCCAUUGGCAUGGACGACCAGAUGUACCGCAAGGUGUAUGGCGGCAAGUGGGAGCCAGAUGGCUGGGAGGCGCUGACGGGCAAGUUCAAGAGCCCCCCAGCAGCCGUCUCGUGGGGUAGCGACAGACUUGAUGUUUUUGGUAUCGGAAUGGACAACCAGAUGUACCACCGGGCGUUUGAGAACAACGCAUGGACUACGUCUGGCUGGACUGGAAUGAGUGGUACUUUCAAGAGCCCGCCGGCUGUUGUCUCGUGGGCCCCAGGCAGGCUGGAUGUCUUUGGCAUUGGCAUGGACGACCAGAUGUACCACAAGGCGUUUGACAAGGGUAAGUGGUUGAGCGACUGGAAGGGAGUGGGUGGAAAGUUCAAGAGCACUCCCGCGGUUGUCUCGUGGGGCCCAGGCAGGCUGGAUGCCUUUGGUGUCGGCCUGGAUGACCAGAUGUACUACAAGGCGUUUGACAACGGCCAAUGGCAGGGUGACUGGAAGGGAAUGACGGGCAAGUUCAAGAGUGCUCCAGUUGCCGUCUCGUGGGGCACUGGACGUAUCGAUGUCUUCUGUAUCGGACUCGACGAUUCAGUUUACCAGCAGUACUACACUGGCGGCAAGUGGUCUGGCACUUGGGGCACUUUGGGCGGAAAGUUCAAGACUUUCUAGAUGAGCGACAUGGCGCAUAUGCAACGUUGAUCCUUGCUAGAAGAUGUGUACGAGCCUUAGCAUAGUGCUCUUUUUUCUUGUCCACACUGCAAGAAUUGUUUGAUGAUCAAUGAAAUACAUGACCUCUGUCCCCCGUAU